This is a messenger RNA of Batrachochytrium dendrobatidis JAM81, 852 nucleotides long. RefSeq lists its product as uncharacterized. Bases 1 to 852 code for a protein of 283 amino acids. The record is from RefSeq and is a predicted model, not a curated record. Lineage: Eukaryota; Fungi; Chytridiomycota; Chytridiomycetes; Rhizophydiales. The transcript has a single exon.
AUGAGACUGGUUGAUAUUUUAUUUGUACUGAGCGCAGCAGCAACCGCUAAUGCAAUACUGAUCCCGACUGAUAACGAUGAUUCACCCAAAGUAUCAAGCACCUCCAGCCAAGUGUCUGGCCCCACUAAUGAACCCAGUCCAGGCACUUCCGACGACUGGCAACAGCCAAUGGAUAUAGUCGGCUCAAGUACUUUUAAUGAAGACUGGAAAAAACUAUUUGAUCAGAUUAAUUUAAACACUCCCAACCAAGGCCAGCAACAGACAAUUGAUGUAGCUAGCCCAAGUAGUUUCAAUCAAAUGUUUGGCCCAACUAAUCAACCCAGUCCAAGUACUUUUAAUGAAGACUGGAAAAAACUAUUUGAUCAGAUUAAUUUAAACACUCCCAACCAAGGCCAGCAACAGACAAUUGAUGUAGCUAGCCCAAGUAGUUCCAAUCAAGGCCGGCAACAACUAAUGGACCAACCUGGACCAAAUACUUUUAAACAGGGUCGAAAACGCCAAAUGGAUAGAGAUGAUCCAAGCACUCUCAAACGAGUACGGAAACAACCAAUGGAUGAUGUCAAGACUGUUUCAAAUCGAAAGACUAGUUUGGUAAAAGCAUCUCAGAUUAUUACUAAACUAAAGGAGAAAUUUAGAGAAGCUAAACAGAUGGAAAGGAAAACAUAUCAAGCCUAUACUAGUUAUGAAGUCAUUGGAUUCAGACAAAGAAUAGCAUUAGUAACAGGUCAAGAUAUAUCUGGAUCAACGUACGAUCCAGAGGUUGAAAAGCAAUUGAAACAAGAUUAUGAAAAGGCAAGCAAAGAAGUAAACGAUAUAGGACAAAAACUAAGAUUUAUGAAAAGGCAUGUUUAA